Molecule: messenger RNA, 6849 nt
Organism: Rhipicephalus sanguineus (brown dog tick)
Lineage: Eukaryota; Metazoa; Arthropoda; Arachnida; Ixodida; Ixodidae
Gene: Pask
Product: PAS domain-containing serine/threonine-protein kinase
Exons: 19
Coding region: 117-3881 (1254 amino acids)
Biological process (GO): protein phosphorylation; negative regulation of glycogen biosynthetic process; intracellular signal transduction
Cellular component (GO): nucleus; cytoplasm; cytosol
Molecular function (GO): ATP binding; protein serine/threonine kinase activity
Source: RefSeq, a predicted model, not a curated record
GUAGCGGUUCCGUUGUUUCGAACUUGACGCGGCAAGUCCUUGGCAAGUCUGCGUAGCUCGUCGGGGCCAACGUGAACAGUUUCUGGCGCCAUAUCGGGCAUCGCCCAUGCUGCGACAUGAAGACAGAGGGAAUUAACAACCCGUCGUGCACAGCCUAUGACGGUAGCGCGGACGAGCCACGCAGCCCGCAGCAACAGCCGCACCAGGGCUGUCCUUUGCAGUGCUACGGGCCGUCGAUGACAUCCUCACCAGUGGGGCUCGCCGGCAUCGCUCCACCGCUGCGCUUCCGGUCGGCCUCGUGCGGCGGCGCCGGUGCGCACACAGUUCCGGGCAUCAUCGGCCGGAAGCAGCUGUCCCCAUUCAAGCCUCUCGUACGUAGCCGUGGCUGGCCCGCAGCAUUUAACUGUCCCCUGACACCACUUGAUCGAGUGGUGCGUGCGUGUCGCUCAGACCGGCACUCCGAUGGGGCCAUGGCGGGCGGAGCAGCACAGCAGCAACGCAGGUGUUCGCUGAGCAAGCUGCGGGGCACUGCGCUGUGUGCCUUCAGCUUUGGCAGCUGGGGCAGUGGCAGUGGUGCAGGGGGAGUGUUGGGGCCCCCAGAACUGCAGCCGUCACACGGGGGCAGCACCAACCUGCUCAGUGGCAGCUGGGUCUUCUACAGCGGAGGAGCUCCCUCCUCACCUGUGGCCUCUCUGCUGCAGCCUGGAAAGGCAGUCGUCACCGUCGAUGCCUCCACCACACAGAUCCUGACGGCCAACAAGGCAGCCUGUGCCCUGUUGGGCGUUUUGAGCACCCAGGUUAGCAGCAGACGUCUGUCGGAAUUCCUAGCCAUGAAGAAGGGCCAGUAUGCUCUCACUGAGGCCGACGUCGAUGCUGCCGGGGAGGUGGUUGUCAUCGCUGGCAAAGUGAUGGAUCUCAUCGACAGUGAUGGGAAAGUGGUCCCAGUGUCGGUGUGGGUCCGUAAGCUGGAGUCUGACUCUGAGCCACGUUGCCUGGUUGUAAUGGAACCUGUGCAGCGAACGACCGCGGUGGUCACAUUUGACUCUGCCAAGGGACAGAUAUUAACUGCGGACAAGAGCCUGGCUGCAUUGUGCGGGUAUUCGGAUGGUGCAGAACUCGAAGGAACACUCAUUACGGACAUCAUUCCUUCGCUUGUUCUGCCCACCUGUGAGGACGGUGUGGUCAAGCUGGUACGCAAGCAGCAAGCCACGGGACGCACGCGAGAUGGCAGCACUUUUCCCCUGAGCAUCCUGCUCGAGCCAGUCUCUUCCGACGAUCAGGGUGACUCAAGCGUGUGCAACAGCCAGGCUGCCACCACCACAGCCGACAGCAGCCCAGUAGCACCCGUUGCCAGCGUGUACCGUGGUGUGGUGUGGGUGUUUGCUAACAUCAGCGGCAUGAUCACGGUGCUACCGGACGGCUCGAUUCACUCCUGCAACACAAACUUCUCCCUCAUGCUUUUCGGCUACACCCAGAACCAGCUUCAGGGAAAGCACAUCACUGUGGUGAUCCCGACAUUCUAUGAUGACUUUGAGUACCUGGACACAGAUUCAGUCCCACUACCACCUUUGGACGACGACGAAGAAGACUCUAGGGCGUGUGCAUUCCUUGAUGAGCGACCAGAUUCAGACACCACAGAGCUGUGCCGGCCACUUAACCCACUUGGGAAGCCCUUUUCUCCGAGGGGCGGUGGUCAAAGGCGAGGCCACGGUGGCAGCCGGAGCAGCUCUGUCACCGGAGACGACCUUCCUUUGCGCUUGCAAGAUCUGAGCAUGACUGGCUCCGUCAUUGGCUCAGUUUCUGGUCGAUCACUAGGUGGCUUCCAGAGGUCGACAUCGGCAGCCGAGCCCUUGGCUCCAGUGCUUGGGCCCUCAGGGGAAGGCCAAGCAUCGAGUGCGUCCGGUGACCUCAAUGGCAAUAACGUUGCAUCAUCCUCGGUGGACAGCCCCAGAAGAAUUCCUGGCACAAGGCUGAAGAGCUCGCUGAGUGCUGAUGUCCUGGGCAGCCCACUGCUUCGUGGCGAAGGUGAUGUCUCUGUUCUGGCUUCGGUUGCUAAGAGCCAUCAGCAGCAGCAGCAGCAACAGCAGCAGCAGCAGCAGCAGCAGCGCCUUGGUGCUGCCAUAGAAGACGAAAGCUCGAUAACUACAACACGCUCCUUGAGGGACCUUGCGGAAGAGGAGGAAGAGGCUGAAAAUGACUUGCUGCCACUGGGUGAAGCGAAGCUGCCGACAUCAGAUAGCUUCCACUCUACGUCGACGAUGACAUCGAGCACAAUGUACAGUUCUGAGGAGAACACCCAGGAGGCAUCAUUCAGGCGGCACGACUCUCAUCCGUCCACAGCGUCUGGUGCCGACGGGGAUGAAGCUGCCAACGAACGUGCCUUCCAGGCAGAGCUGAAGACAUUCCGCAGCUGUGAUUCGCUCCUCAGCAUUGCUGAAGGAUCUUAUACAGGCCUUGGCAGGCAUCGAGAUGGCUCGCAUAUUGCCAUUGUGUACCAAAUCCGGAGGGUGGACCUGGAAGAAGGCUCCUCCAUCUACUGCCUCUGGGUGUCACGUGACCUGGAGGUGGACAGUUGCCCACCGCAGUACCCAACUCCGUCCUCUCCACUCCGCUCCUUGACGCUCGGCUCGGUUAGUUCCGACACUGAGGCCUCACGAGAGGACACCAGCGAUCAUACUGAGCGUAAAGGUACUGCCCUGCACGACGAGACUGCAGAGUCUGAGUACACGAGCGGACUCUAUGCUGAGCAUUACACGACCUUACAGCAGAUUGGCAAGGGUGCUUACGGAUGCGUCAAGAUGGCAUACCGAAACUCAGACCGCCUCCUUGUGAUCACCAAAUUCAUCCGCAAGAGCAAGGUGUACGAAGAGAGCUGGGUGCAUGACCAGAUGAUGGGGAGAGUGGUGCCUCUGGAAGUGAGCCUGCUUACCACGCUCAGCCACCCCAACAUUGUGCGGGUGUUGGACGUCUUCGAGAACAGCUCCCACUUCCAAAUGGUCAUGGAACGUCAUGGGGCUGGCAUGGACCUCUUCGAGUUCAUUGACAGGGCACCCUGCCUCGAUGAGCCCCUUGCCUCUUACAUCUUCAGACAGGUGGUGAGUGCCCUCUCAUACCUGCAUGGCCUGCACAUCCUCCAUCGUGAUGUCAAGGACGAGAACAUAAUAAUGGACGAGCGCUUCAACGUGAAGCUCAUCGACUUUGGUUCUGCGGCAUUUAUGGCUCCUGACCGCCACUUUACCACCUUCUGCGGCACCGUCGAGUACUGCAGCCCUGAGGUCUUGCAGGGCAACCCAUAUGCAGGGCCUGAACUGGAGAUGUGGGCGUUGGGUGUGACGCUGUACACGCUCAUAUUUGGGGAGAACCCUUUCUUUGAUGUGGAGGAAACAAUUGCAGCGAUGCUCAAGCCACCCUAUGCAACUUCCAGAGAUCUUUGGGAGCUGAUUUCACGGCUCCUUCAUCCUGAACCGCAUCAGCGCUGCACUCUGGCCGAGGCAGAGCACCACCCAUGGACGACCCAGCCUGUCUGCCCCGAGAGCUACCGCUUUGAGGAUGUCGUCCAUGCCACCCCUGAGGAGAUAAGCCCGUCCAAGUACUUCCAUCAAGACAGCUCGAUAUACUUCAGCUGCAGCCUCUACGACCUUAGCAAGAGCGACGGUCCAUCUUCAAGACACCGGAGCCUCAGCUGCGCCAGUUCCGUGACCGGCCACGCGCACUCUCGUUGCUCCUCAAGUCACGAACAAGCAACAGCAUCUGCUGCCGCCCCACCACCCAGCAUGAUUUCGCUUGCUGGGCCGUGCGAGAAGGCUGGCACUGUAGUUGCCUCUGAAGCAGCAGCUUACAGCACUGAAGACAUCUCGAGGGAACUGGAAGCCUGUUCCUAGGUUGCUUGUGCUAGGUGCCGAAAAAUAAUGCGUGGAAUACGAGUCAGCCCGUUUGCUUAUAACUUUAAAUUGAACAUUUAGUUUACUUGCAAGAACAGGCAGUGUCGUGCAGAGAGGUCAGUGUUGUCAUUGCUUCAGGAGCGACAGCUCCUGACGGCAUGCUUUUGGGUCACCUGUGGGGCAUUCUGGAGAACGUUCGUUGAAUACUAGUUGACCUGCCUGCAUUCUUUCCAUUUUUUAUUUUCUCUUCUCGCAUGACAUUCAUGAGGCUGUUCAUCAAGCAGGUGUUUUAAAUUCAUCUAUUGGUGCUGACGCAUCUGCAAAGCUGAUUUUAAUUUCUCCCUUUUCUUUCUUGGUUGCACAUUGUCUCUGCAGCUGCAGGGACAGUCAUUGCAUAGCUUCGAAGCACCUUCUUAUUUGCAAUUACUGUGUCCUGCCACUACCGUUGAAACAGUGUUAAGGAAAUUGGAUAGCACUCCUACGCAGCGUUGACUUCAAUAUGCAUUGGCAUGCUUUUGUUCAUUAAUACUUCUUAACUAUUUCACUAUUCUCACAAUUCAGUUUUAAUGAGAUUGAUUAAAAUGCAAGACGGCAGCAUUUGAUAACUGUGCACAACGCCCUCUGAUGCAGCAUUGUACUAUGCUCACAGAAUGGAACGUGACAGUGAAACAUAAAUUAGAACAUUCCAUGUGGGGCAAUUACUCAAGAGUGCCACGUCACGUUUCUGCGUAUCUGGUCAAUAACGUGAUGCAGACAUCAAUCUAAAAGUGAGAGCCAAAAUUACGUCCAUGUCACGCAAACUACAGACCGGAAAUGACAGUCACUGCACUAGUUAGCCCUAAAUUUAUACAUUUCAUUUUGCGAGCACCAUGCGUCGGAUCGGUUGAUUUGUCUAGAUUCCGUUCUCCUUGUCAUCGACAUUGUUCAGGCCUACUCGUGUUACAAUUCCUCUCGCCUCUGACAAGCGUGUGGUCACACUGCAACAGUGAAAUUGUUUAGCAAGGUCUUCUUGCCGAGCUUAUCAACUCUGACAAGAGGGAGAAGUUUUCAGAAAUGUUACGAAGAGCUGAAAGCACUGUCAAGGAAAUGUGAACUUGGAGGGUGUAAACGUCUGUGUUCUUGAUACAAAGGAAUGAGGUAGCUUGCCAGCCAGGCAGCUGUAAUCAAUUUGCUGCAUGCAUUUCUAUUGACUAAACCUUGGCACGUGAGUUUGUACACAUUUCCAACUUUGCGCCAUUCGUAAGAACCUACGACCACGUUUCUGGUGCUUCUGUUUAAGUUUUAAUUGCAAAAUGUGAAUGUUGGAAUGCACUGAACAUUGUUUUCAGUUACACACUUCUUUUUACUCUGUACCUUUGUCUCAUAAAUUAAAUGUUUUGUUCUACACGAUACCUAAAUACACAAGAGUGAUGACGUUACAGGUUUAAUAUACAAAUUUGGUAGCAGCAUGGCUGGAUUUUACAAAAAGACCCAUUGGCAAUCAGGCGCUGUUUUCUUUAUUCGUUUUAGUUGCGCGCAAUUCGAUAAACUGGAAACCAUAUACAUGCCUAUCACUGGGCAUUUUAACUUUCUGCAAAGUGGAAACAAGGAAGAGGUAAAAUGUGGACCAAUCCAGACAGUUCAUCACUGUAAUGGAUACAGCAGUUGUUUUCAAAGCCCAGAAACUUUACUUGGUGACUUGCAUGUUCUUUACAUAAGUGACUGUAGGUGUUAGCUACAUUGACACGUCCAUUCCAGACUGAAGUUGAUACAGGCCGCGGUAUUGUUGCAAGUCAAGCUGAAUGUUUGAAAUUGGAUGCUUUAUACCUAUUUUUAAAGGGUUUGCAGAGUGAGAUAGUGACUAACUAUUUGUCGUGAUGAAAUAUAAGCUAGCUAGUCGAUGGGGCACAAGAAGUUUUAUCUUGUGGUAAGCAUGGGCAAGUUGGAUCGAAGUGUGUACAUAUCAGACAGCAGGUCUUUUGACUGCAAUGCUUAUUUUUGCUAGAUGCGUAGCCUAAAACUUCAGCAUUCCAAGUCAUUCCUUUUUUUGUGUGUGUGCUUCAUGACUACAUAAUGUGGAGCAUUCAGUUAACACUCCAGUGUUGGACUACAUCAUAAGGUGCAUCUACUUUGCAUGUCAAAUAUUCAUUCUUUUAUUCUUUUUCUUUUUGUAACUCUACGUUUUAAGACACACAUUCCUGCAUUUUGAUGUUCUGUGUGUGGCAAAAGUCUGCAAAUAUAUUUUAAAGCUCAAUUUUAGUGUAAUAGUUCGGCAUGCAAACAUAGCUUAGUUUUUGAAAACAAAAACAUCUUAGCAUCUUUUGGAUGUUGAAAAUGUUGGCGGGUUAGGCAGCUCUUCAUUAUUUAGGUGCAGUUAGUUGCACAAGCAUAAGUGAAGCUUCUGCCUUUGCCUUCUCUUUGUAGCUGUGCUAGGUUGCUCGAAAUGUGCUGAGGUCCAUUGAUGAGACACCCCUGUUUGAUGUGUGGCGUUUUAAGUGACAAACUGAUGUAACAUAGACAAGUGAUCUUCAGCAGUUAUAAACUUUUUUAAAAGACAGCUAUGUCUGUCAGCUUCUGUAGCAAAAGCAGGCUGUGACAGUUGCACGAAAUUUGGAUUCGAUAUUGAAAUUUUCACUGCACACAUUUCCUGUUGUUCGAACCUGACUUUGGCAAAAUAUUCCAUGCUUAUUCAACGUCUCUGCAACAAAAUUUCCCCCACCCCCCCUUUUUUUUAGUGGUUUUCUAUUUGUUAAACCAUUUGACACACACAUCGGGGCUGCUGUGAUUACAGAAAUACAAGAUUCUAAAUGCAUGCAUUGAUGUUUGCCUACAGUUUUGAGUUUCUUGCCUGCUUGAUAUGGUCCCCAUAAGAAAAAAUAUGUAUUAAUGUAAGGAUUACCAUCGAGGCAAAGAGAGUGGGAAAGUCCUGUUUGAGACUUUUGUACAUAUGUACGUACCGCGUGUAUUUAUUACUACAAAUAAACUAUAU